Molecule: messenger RNA, 957 nt
Organism: Suncus etruscus (white-toothed pygmy shrew)
Lineage: Eukaryota; Metazoa; Chordata; Mammalia; Eulipotyphla; Soricidae
Product: CD177 antigen-like
Exons: 7
Coding region: 1-957 (318 amino acids)
Biological process (GO): cell-cell junction maintenance; regulation of integrin-mediated signaling pathway; positive regulation of neutrophil degranulation
Cellular component (GO): plasma membrane; plasma membrane raft
Source: RefSeq, a predicted model, not a curated record
AUGAGUUCCAUCCUACUCCUAGCUCUCCUGGGCAUCACCUUCCUUUGGCCACUUCCAGGGAUGCAGGCCCUGAAGUGCCAGUUGGGGACCUUUGACUCAGUGAGGAAGAGGUCGGAGCAGCUCUUCAACUGGACAAUGGGCGAGCUCAACUGUCCAUCCGACCAGCCUGCCUGCCAGGACACAAUGCUGUUCAUUGUGAAUGGGCCCCUUAUGAAGGUGGUGGUCCUCAAGAACUGCACCUCAGCACCCCUUCAGAAGAACGUGACCAUACACAGGGCGGACCCCGGCCUCUCCUUCCUGUCCUACACGCACGUGUGCAACGAGGACCUCUGCAAUGACCUCUCUAGCACCUACCCACUCUGGGGUCAGGUGCCCCCCUCAGUUUCCGGCUUUAUGCAGUGUCCCUUCUGCUUGUCUGAGAAAGACUGCCUGUCAUCCCCAAUGAUAGCUUGCUCAGUGGGGACAGAGCAUUGCUACGAUGGGCUUCUCCAGCUCGAAGGAGCACCUAUCCACCAUAAACUGAGAAUCCAGGGGUGCCAGGCCCAACCUGGCUGUAACCUGCUCAAUGGCACCAAGGAGGUCAGUCCCCUGUCUCUGAAGGAAGUCUGUAAGACAAAUGGUGAGUCCUACAGAGCCCCACUGACAUCUGAGGUCUGGGCCCAGGCACUUCACCAAAGUGAUCUUAGUGGGGAGCAAAGACUGUACCAAAGAGAAAGACCCAGCUCUCCCGGUCGGUCCCAGGUCCACGCGAGGUCCCCCGGAGUACUGAUUGCCUCCUACUCGCAUUUCUGCAACAAGAGCAACUGUAAUGAUGCCAACAGCAGUGCUGUGCUCUUGGACCAACUCCCUACGCCAGAUCCCUCAGCCCCCAUUGAGGCCCCCGGGAACAAGGAGUCCCAGACUGUGUUGGCAUUCAGAACAAUGCUCAAAGAGACAAAAAGCUGUGAAGUGCCCUAA